GCAUCACUUUAUUCAAAUACUGAGCAGAGUCAUCAUGCAAGAGGGUAUAGAGAGAGAGAGAGAGAGAGAGAGCCGGUGGUCUUCUCCAGCCUCUGUCCUCCUUUGCUGUGUCUUUCUGUCUGAGAGUACAAUCAACUUCUCCCAUUCUCUAAUCUUCGCUCGGAGAAGGUCAGUUUUUCCGGCGACGAUGAGGCUCGUCCUCACAGGAUUCCUGCUACUACUGCUUGUCAGCGCUCCUCUCUUUGUAGGCGCUCAGAAGGCGGGUUCCAACUCUACUCGUGCCUGGAAGACUCUCACUGGAAGCCGGCCGGUGGUGGUGGGGAGAGGCGGGUUCUCAGGGCUGUUACCGGACUCAAGCGGGGUCGCCUAUCAACUUGGGCAGAUGCUGAGCUCCCCGGAUGGGGUUUCCUGGUGCGACGUACAGUUGGCGAAGGACGCAGUCGGUCUGUGCGUCCGCGACCUCAAUCUUGCCAAUUCCACCAACAUCCGAAGUAUCUUCCCAAAGGGGGCCAAGACUUAUGACGUUAAUGGCGUUUCCAUGACCGGGUGGUUCACCGUUGAUUAUGACUCAUCAGUCCUAACCACCAAUAUCAGUUUGGUUCAGGCACUAUAUUCUCGAUCGUCCAUGUUUGAUCUAAUGUACGGAAUUCUCACAGUUGACGUUCUGCCGAAGUUGAAUGUUUCACAUGUUUGGUUGAACGUGGAGCAUGAUGUCUUCUUUACAGAGCAUAAAUUGAACAUGACAGCAUAUAUUCUUACUAUAUCAAAGAACAUAACAGUUGAUUACGUUUCAUCUCCUGAAGUGGGUUUUCUGAGGAGCAUUGCACCAAGUUUUAAUGGGAGCAAGACCAAGCUAAUCUUAACCUUUCCAGAUUCAGCAUCAAUUGAUCCAUCUACUAAACUAUCCUAUAACUCUUAUUUGAAGAACUUGACAUUUGUUAAGACAUUCGCUUCUGGAAUUCUAGUGCCAAAAAGUUAUAUAUGGCCCACUGGUGCAGAUCGGUAUCUACUUCCUCAUACAUCUCUUGUACUAGAUGCUCAUGCUGCAGGAUUGGUAGUCUUUGCAUCUGGUUUUGCAAAUGAUAAUGCCUUAAGCUACAAUUACGCGUACGAUCCUGUGGCUGAAUACCUGUCCUACCUCAAGAGUACAGAUUUCUCUGUUGAUGGUGUACUGUCAGACUUCCCUGUAACUGCAGAAGUAGCAACAGAUUGCUUCAGUAAGGCCUCAAAUCGUUCCUCUGUUCUAGAAAAACCUUUGGUCAUCUCCUUUCUGGGAUCCAGCGGAAUAUAUGCUGGCUGCACUGAUCUUGCAUAUCAACAAGCUAUAUACGAUGGAGCUGAUAUCCUUGAUUGCCCAGUUCAAAUGACAAAGGAUGGAGUUCCUAUAUGCUUAAAUACUACAGAUCUUGUGCCUAGCACAACAGUUUCUACAUCAAAUUUUUCUUCUCUUUUGAAAACCAUUCCAGAGAUUCAGCAACAAGGCGGAGUCUUUACCUUCGACCUCACAUGGGAGGAAAUUCAAACCUUAAGACCGGUAAUAGAAAGUCCAUAUGGUUUUCAAGGUCUUUUCCGCAAUCCACGUUAUGCUAAUGCUGGGAAUUUUACGACCUUACAAGAAUUUUUGGCUUUCACAAAAAAUCACCCUAUCACUGGGGUCCUGAUUGACAUUCAGAAUGCUGCCUACCUUGCACAAAACCAAGGUCUCGACAUAGUGAAUAGUGUAAUCAAAGCUCUGGAUAGUGUUGGUUACAACCAAACCAAGCAAAGGGUGAUGAUCCAGUCUGUGGACAGUGCGGUGCUGAUUAAGUUAAAAGAAUUAACCAAUUACACACUUGUCUACAAGGUUACUAGUUCCAUUAGCAGCAUCCUACCUUCUGCUAUCCAGGAGAUUAAAAAGUUUGCAAGUGCUGUGUCCAUAAGGAAGGAAUCAGUGUUCACACUUAAUAAUUAUUUCACUUCAGGAUUAACGAGUGUCGUUCAGAAUAUCACUUCUGCAAACUUGACUGCAUAUGUAUAUGAUUUGAGAAAUGAGUUUACCUCUGUCUAUUCAGACUUUUUCUCUGAUCCAAACACACAAGCUGGUGCAUAUCUUAAGACAGGUUUGGGUGGCCUCAGCACUGGAUUUCCAGCUACUGCAAAGGCAUACUUGAACAAUGCAUGUUAUGAUCUUGAAAAUGCACCACUUUACAAGCAAAUUCCAGUAGCUGGUUCACUUCUGUCUUAUCUUCUUUCAAAUCCCCCGCCCGCACCAGCUCCAUAUGCAUCUCUUACAAAUGUAACACAACAAGCCCUGCCCCCUGUCAUGCAGAGACCGCCGAACACUACUGUGCCAUCUUCUGCACCUCCACCACAGCCUCCGAGCAGUGCCUCAGGAAUCUUGUCAUAUAGUACCAUUUUCUAUGUUCACAUGCUGUUGUUGUUAAGCCUCCUAUUACAAGCUUAGAAUAUAACUGGCUUGACGUUCUGCAUUGUUUACAGCGAAAACCCUCUUUUCACUUCCUCUUGCGGCUGGUGAGAUACUAUUGAAUCAUGUUAAAUUUUAUGAAAUUAAUUGUUUAGAGUUGUUCUCUUGCUUUCA
This is a messenger RNA of Nymphaea colorata (pocket water lily), 2578 nucleotides long. RefSeq names its product glycerophosphodiester phosphodiesterase GDPDL3-like. Bases 35 to 2443 code for a protein of 802 amino acids. Gene Ontology annotation, molecular function: glycerophosphodiester phosphodiesterase activity. The record is from RefSeq and is a predicted model, not a curated record. NCBI's taxonomy places the organism in Eukaryota, Viridiplantae, Streptophyta, Magnoliopsida, Nymphaeales, Nymphaeaceae. The transcript has 9 exons. Gene Ontology annotation, biological process: lipid metabolic process.